AUGUCGGACGAGAAGGAGAUCGACUACACCCUCAACAACCCCGACACCCUCACCAAGUACAAGACCGCCGCUCAGAUCUCUGAGAAGGUCCUUGCUGCUGUCGCCGAGCUAUGUGUCCCCGGCGAGAAGAUCGUCACCAUCUGCGAGAAGGGCGACAAGCUCAUUGAGGAGGAGCUUGCCAAGGUCUACCGCGGAAAGAAGGUCAACAAGGGCUUCUCUCACCCUACCACGGUCUCUCCGGCCUCUUUCGUCACUCCCUACACUCCUCUGACCUCCGACGAGGCCGAGGCCAACGUCGAGAUCCAGGAGGGCGAGCCCAUCAAGAUCCAGCUCGGCGCCCAGAUUGACGGCUUCGGCUCCAUCGUCUGCGACACCAUCAUCGCUGCCCCCAAGGAGAAGGCUUCCGAGGAGAUCACUGGCCGCUCUGCUGACCUGAUCCUCGCCAACUACUACGCCAAUGAGCUCCUCCUUCGCUUGAUGCUGCCUCCCGGCACUCUGGCCAACGGCACUGAUGAGGAGAAGGCCAAGGCCAGCGCCGAGAAGGCCCCCAGCCAGGCCAAGAUUACCAGCUUGCUCGAGAAGGUCGUCAAGGCCUACGACUGCAACCUCGUCGAGAGCACCACGUCAUGGCUCUUUGAGCGCAACGAGAUCGAGGGCAAGAAGAAGAUUGUUCUUGCCCCCGCCGAGGGCACCAAGGGCGACGGUACCCCCGAGAUUGGUGAGGUCUGGGGUGUCGAGAUGGGCGUGAGCUUGGGCGCUGGAAAGGUCAAGACCUUUGACCAGAGAACCACUCUGCACCGCCGUACCCUCCAGACCUACGGCCUCAAGCGCCCGACUUCCCGCAAGAUCCUCAACGAGGUCCAGAAGAAGUUCGGUACCUUCCCCUUCAGCUUGCGCCAGCUCGAGGAUGAGCGCGAUGCCAAGUCUGGUGUCGUUGAGUGCGUUCGCGGCAACGUUUUCCGUGCCUACGAGGUUGUUGGCGACAAGGACAUCUCCCCCGUCGCUCGCUACCUGACCACUAUUGCCAUCACCAAGAACGGCAUCACCAAGCUCGGUGCCCCCCCGGCUCUUGACCUCAGCAAGGUCAAGUCUGACAAGAAGAUCGAGGACGAGGAGAUCCUCAAGAUUCUUGAGCAGCCUCUGUCCAGAAAUACCACCAAGAGCAAAAACAAGAACAAGAAGAAGAAGAAGCCCGCCAAGAAGGCUGCCGCUGGUGAGGCGGAGGAGGAGAGCGACGAGGAGUAA
Messenger RNA from Colletotrichum chrysophilum, 1245 nucleotides. RefSeq lists its product as uncharacterized. NCBI's taxonomy places the organism in Eukaryota, Fungi, Ascomycota, Sordariomycetes, Glomerellales, Glomerellaceae. The coding region runs from base 1 to 1245 and encodes 414 amino acids. The record is from RefSeq and is a predicted model, not a curated record. The transcript has 4 exons.